This is a messenger RNA of Helianthus annuus (common sunflower), 3372 nucleotides long. RefSeq lists its product as uncharacterized. The coding region runs from base 1 to 3372 and encodes 1123 amino acids. The record is from RefSeq and is a predicted model, not a curated record. The transcript has 5 exons. Gene Ontology annotation, biological process: DNA integration. Gene Ontology annotation, molecular function: nucleic acid binding; zinc ion binding. NCBI's taxonomy places the organism in Eukaryota, Viridiplantae, Streptophyta, Magnoliopsida, Asterales, Asteraceae.
AUGGCUGAUAGAGUGAACGUGAAUGACGACGAUGAAGCACGCCGAAAUGAAAUAAGAACUAUGGUUGUGGAAGAGGUAAAGAAAGCAAUUGAGACUAGUAUACCCCGACUAGCUCAGGAAGUCGAGGGGCAAGUAUUGGAGGUAGUUAAUACCAUGGUAACAUCAAAGGUGGAAGAAUUGAAAGAAAUGAUUAGUGAAUUGCAAGUGAAGAAAAGCAAACGGAGAUGUACGUACAAAGAGUUCAUGGCAUGUAAUCCCUUACCAUACAAAGGGGAUGUUGAUCCGAUAGCUUGCCAAAGGUGGAUUUCAAGCACUGAAGCCGUGUUUACACGAAGUAGAUGUGAAGUGGAAGAUCAAGUAAUGUUUGCCACGGGCCUCCUACAAUAUCGAGCAAAAGAUUGGUGGGAUGCAUACUCGAAGGAAUUGGGGGAUGAUAAAAUACAGUCGUUAACAUGGCAAGAAUUCAAGGAGUCAUUCCUGAAAUAUUAUAGUCCACAAUCCGCAAUUGAUAAGAUUCAGGAAGACUUCUUGCGUCUCAGACAGAAGGAUGAAACGAUUGACGAGAUAACAAACAAGUUCCUUGAAAGGGUGAAGUUCUGUGAGGAGAUAGCGGGGACGGAGAGGCAAAGGAUUGUACGUUACCAUGCUAUGCUAAAGGCCGAAUAUCGGGAAUUUGUAAAUCCCUCCAAGUGUGCAACGUUGAAUGAACUAAUUGAUUGGGCAAGAGACAGAGAAAUUGAAAUAAAAAGGCAGGUUGAACGGAGAGAGAAAAGGGUAGCGGAGAAGCCUACCAACGCAAGCCCAUCGAAAAAGGCAAGACACCAAGAUCAAAGCAAGAAAGGGAAAGCAAGUGGUGAAAUCCCGACCUGUAAGACUUGUGGGAAGCAUCAUUCGGGUGAAUGUUUGUCGGGAAAGAAGGGGUGCUACAAAUGUGGGCGAGAAGGACAUCCGUUUUAUAGGUGCCCCGAAAACUCAAAGGCGUGUUACAAUUGCAAUGAAUCGGGGCACAUUAAAGCGGAAUGUCCGAAACUCCAACAAGGGGCAAAGAGAGAUGGAAAGAAGGACGAGCCCCCCAAGGCUCGCGGAAGGAUGUUUCAGUUAACCUCGGAAGAAGCUAAAGCUAGCCCGGACGUGGUUUCAGGUAUAUUUUUGGUGAAUUCCAUGCCUAUGAAUGUUUUAUUUGAUUCCGGGGCUAGUAGGUGGUUCAUUUCUAAUGAAUUGUUAGCUCACCCAUCGUUUAAGCUUGAAAAGAUGAUAGUACCCUUAGAAGUAGAGGUUGCUGAUAGUAAGAGCUAUCUGUUACAUGAUAUUUGUAGAAACUGUAAGAUCCUAAUCGAAGAUGAGGAAUUUAGUAUAGAUCUUGUCCCGAUGUACAUGGGGGAAUUCAAAGUAGUUGUAGGAAUGGAUUGGCUUGCCCAAAACCACGCUGAAAUACAAUCUGUUAAACAUGUGAGGAACGGGGGUAGAGCUUAUCUAUCUUAUGUGAUUGACACCAAUCGAGGUGUCCCAAAGCUUGAAGAUGUGAACGUGGUGAAUGAAUAUCCGGAUGUGUUUCCGGAAGACCUACCAGGCCUUCCGCCUGAACGGGAAGUAGAAUUCAAAGUAGAUCUUAAUCCGGGUGCAAAACCGCUGCGUUUAUGGAUUAAUCGGGUGUGCCGACAUAUGCUUGAUAAGUAUGUAAUCGUUUUUAUCGACGAUAUCCUAAUAUACUCCCGCAGUGAAGCAGAGCAUGCUUCCCAUUUACGUGAUGUAUUAGAAACGCUUCGCAAGGAAAAGUUAUACGCAAAGUUCUCAAAGUGUGCCUUUUGGCUUAGAGAGGUACAAUUUUUAGGCCAUGUGAUCGAUGCGAACGGUGUUCAUGUGGAUCCGUCCAAGGUAGACGCGGUAAUGAAUUGGGUACCCCCGAAGAAUCCAAGCGAAAUAAAAAGUUUUCUGGGUUUGGCUGGGUAUUAUAGGAGAUUUAUCCAAGAUUUCUCCAAGAUAGCCUCUCCUAUGACGAAAUUAACAAAGAAGAGUGAAAAGUUUAUAUGGGGCGAAGAGCAAGAAAAAGCGUUUCAAACUUUAAAAGAAAAGCUCUCAAAUUCUCCGGUAUUGACAUUACCGGGUGGAACGGAUGGUUUAGUGGUGUAUGCGGACGCCUCUCGUCAAGGUUUAGGUUGUGUGUUAAUGCAAAGGGGUAAAGUCGUUGCUUACGCUUCGAGACAACUCAAGCAACAUGAAGGCAAUUAUCCAACUCAUGAUCUUGAACUGGCGGCGGUUGUAUUCGCCUUAAAAAUAUGGAGGCACUACCUUUAUGGGGUAAAAUGUACUAUCUCCUCGGAUCAUAAAAGCCUCAAAUAUUUUUUCGAACAGAAAGAUCUCAAUAUGAGGCAACGAAGAUGGUUGGAACUCCUUAAGGAUUACGACUGCGACAUCCAUUAUCAUCCCGGGAAAGCUAACGUAGUAGCGGACGCACUUAGCCGAAAGGAAUACCCGCCCCCGAUUCGGGUAAAGUCCAUGAAGAUGGUAGUUACUCCUAAGCUACUUGAUGAAAUUCGGGAAGCUCAAAUGAAAUCUUUAAAUGCCGUUGACUCAAAGAAAGAAAGAACAAAAGGAUUAAUUCAUGAAUUGGAAGAGAAUGCAAAUGGGAUGAAAAGAGACAUUGUCAAGUAUGUUGCUAAGUGUUUGACGUGUUCCCAAGUAAAGGCUGAACACCAGAAGCCGUAUGGAAAGUUACAACCCUUGGAGAUCCCGGUGUGGAAAUGGGAACAUAUAACGAUGGAUUUGGUGACUAAGCUUCCCAAGACAAGAAAAGGGCACGAUGCAAUAUGGGUGGUCGUUGACCGACUUACCAAAAGUGCACAUUUCCUACCUAUUCGGGAAAAUUAUAAAUCAGAGAAGAUGGCGGAAGUCUACAUGAACGAGAUCAUAUCCCGACAUGGGGUUCCGGUGUCUAUAGUGUCCGAUCGGGACACCCGGUUCACCUCUCGUUAUUGGAGGAAGUUUAACGAUGAAUUGGGAACCCAAUUACACAUCAGCACCGCCUACCAUCCACAAACCGAUGGUCAGACAGAGCGAACUAUCCAAACAUUAGUUGAUAUGUUAAGGGCGUGUGUUAUAGAAUUCGGAGGAAGCUGGGACGAUCAACUACCUUUGUUGCGAAGGUGCCUUGCGGAUGAGACGGCAUACGUGCCUAUGGAUGACAUUGAAGUGGAUAAGAAGUUAAAUUAUGUUGAAAAACCUGUAGCAAUCAAGGAUUUUAAAGUGAAGCACCUUCGAAACAAAUCUGUUCGACAAGUGUUGGUUCAAUGGCAACAUAGGAAGGGAUCGGAUCUCACUUGGGAAGCGGAGGAUGAUAUGCGAAAGCACUACCCGGAAUUAUUUGGUACGUAG